AUGCCUCUCUUUCAACCUCUUCAAGUCCCGCGAACAAAAGUCUCCCACCUGAAUCUGAUAACCUACGACAAUGACAGUGCCAUCAACGCGUUCUAUAGAUCCGGCACGGCGUACUUCGGCAAACAAUCCGUCCCACCAGACAACAAAUGGCCCGACGGCACACCCUCCUUCAUGGCCCCGAUCUCGCAUUUCCACCUCCUCCAGUCCGAAACUUUCCACAUAAAAUCUGGUCGCGGUAUAUGGUAUCUCGCCAACAAAAAGAUAGAGUUGGGCGAAGGAGAAGACAUCACGAUUUCACCCUGCAUUUCGCACCGUUUCGAGAAUAUGUCAGGGAGUACAGAGCCGCUAGUCAUCGAGUAUCGGUAUGAUCCGCAGAGGUUCGCGAUGGAGGAGAGAUUCUUUCGGAAUAUGUUGACGUACCUGGAUGAUUGUCGAAAAGUUGAAAAGCAGCCGAGUUUGUUGCAGUUGUGUGUCUUCCUUGCUGGGGCAUGGAUGCCGGGGGAUAUACUGCCUGUGCCGACAGUCGCAGGGGAGUAUGUUAAGUGUUUCGUUAAUGCGGUCUUUAUGUGGGUACUUGCGGCGAUUGGAUGGGCGAUUUUCGGUUAUAGGAUUAGUUAUAAGGAGUACUACGAUCCGGGGGCAGAGAGGAACAAGAGAAGUUGA
Zasmidium cellare ATCC 36951 is the source of this 663-nucleotide messenger RNA. RefSeq lists its product as uncharacterized. The record is from RefSeq and is a predicted model, not a curated record. Bases 1 to 663 code for a protein of 220 amino acids. NCBI's taxonomy places the organism in Eukaryota, Fungi, Ascomycota, Dothideomycetes, Mycosphaerellales, Mycosphaerellaceae. The transcript has a single exon.